Molecule: messenger RNA, 706 nt
Organism: Pelobates fuscus (common spadefoot toad)
Lineage: Eukaryota; Metazoa; Chordata; Amphibia; Anura; Pelobatidae
Gene: COMMD2
Product: COMM domain containing 2
Exons: 5
Coding region: 85-684 (199 amino acids)
Source: RefSeq, a predicted model, not a curated record
UCAGCGCACACUAUCAUGUGAUGGAACGUUGUGUUUUUCUGGUUCUCUGAGUGUUCUAUAUCUAAUCGCCCAGUAGCUGGGAUUAUGCUGCUGGUCCUGAGUGACGAGCACCGCGAGCACCUGCGGAUUCUGACCCAGGUGGACCCCUCUGUGGUUGGCGAGUUUGGACGUAUAGCUGUAGAAUUUCUAAGAAGAGGUUCAAAUCCCAAAGUGUAUGAAGGAGCUGCAAGAAAGCUGGAUGUCAGCAGUAUAACCAUUCAGCAAGCUGUGGAAGGUCUUACAUAUCUUCUAACUGAGAGCUCAAAGCUGAUGAUUUCUGAGAUUGACUUCCAGGACUCUGUACUGGUUUUGGGGUUUCCUGAGGAAUUGAAUAAGGUUCUUCUCCAGUUUUAUCUGGACAACAGGAAAGAGAUACGCAGAAUUCUUAGUGAACUGGAACCAUCCCUUCCUCAUUAUCACAACAUGGAGUGGCGCUUAGAUGUUCAGCUUGCAAGCAGAAGCCUGAGACAUCAGAUAAAACCCACAGUCACCAUGAAACUUCACAUGAAGCAAAACGAAGAUCUCACAACUAAAGUAUUACAGACUGAUCCUGCCACAUUACUCCACCUCAUCCGAGAACUGGAACAAGCUCUAGCAGAAAUGAAAACCAAUCACUGCCGGCGCAUAGUGCGCAACAUUAAAUAAAUAUGUGGCGGUUAUAUGUCCU